Plutella xylostella (diamondback moth) is the source of this 5580-nucleotide messenger RNA. RefSeq names its product Poly(A) specific ribonuclease subunit PAN3 (gene PAN3). NCBI's taxonomy places the organism in Eukaryota, Metazoa, Arthropoda, Insecta, Lepidoptera, Plutellidae. Gene Ontology annotation, biological process: protein phosphorylation; mRNA processing; nuclear-transcribed mRNA poly(A) tail shortening. The record is from RefSeq and is a predicted model, not a curated record. Gene Ontology annotation, cellular component: P-body; PAN complex. Gene Ontology annotation, molecular function: ATP binding; poly(A) binding; protein kinase activity.
UUGACAGAGAGUGAGAUAGUUUCCUUGUGUGUCUGUGUGUGAUUUGUCUUCGUGUCCUUACCCUCUGUUUUUUAUUCGAAAAUUUUCAUUAUUCCCGUUUACCUAGCCAUGUUGUUGUUUGCAUCAUGUGUGUAAAAGGUUCAGUUAUGUAAAGCUAUUCAGACACGAAACAAUAUUCCAUAAAUUCAAUCAGUAUUCAUAAUUGGAAAGGGCCAUAGGCCAUGUACGAAGUAGCUACGCUACGCUGCUUUAGUUUUUGGCUGUGAUGUGUUUGUUGCUGGUGGUGAUGCGAGGUGCCAGAGCCGUGAGGGUAGGAUGCUAAUCUUUUAACCAUCCGUCAAUCAUCGCUGUUGAUGCGUUGCUAAGCGUGACCACCGCGACGUGCUAGCCGAUAUCAUCAUGGAUCCGUCAAUAUUCCUGCCGUACUCGCCGCCAAAUGGCCUUCCCCAGGAGUCGAAGCUGGCCACUUACAUGAACCGGUCCACCUCGACCCCCACGCGCGCGCUGGGGCAAACCCUCGCCAAGCUGGGGCUGGAAGAUUCACCCACAUUUACCAAGAAGAUACUGAUAGGGGACUUUGUUCCCAUGAACUACUUUGGCCCUCCGAGUGUGAUGCCAGAGUCCCCGGAAAACUCACCCCCCAAUACUAUGAUGAUACCUCCCAGCACACCUCAAGUGCACCAGGAGAAUGUGGGGGGAACCACAUACUUCUACUCGUCUGACAGUAUGAAUUCCUCAGCUGGCCUGAACGCCUCUGCUGGACAGACAUCCUCAUUUGCCAUGGGUGGAGACGAGUGCCUGGCCGGCGGAGUGCCGUCUCCGUACGCCACGCAGAUGUACCAGCCGACGCCGCCGCCCAUGCAUCUUACAGCCAAGCCAGGGCUGGCGGCGUCGUUCUACAUGCCGGACACGAUCCGCGCCGAGGUGUACCAGCGCAACGAAGACGUGUUCCUCACCACCGACCUGAGGCAGUACCCGGACUUGCCGGAAGCCGUGGAGAUGUACGCCGAGCUGACGCCGCUCGAGAGCGCCGCGCCUCACGCCCUGGCCACCUCCUUCAGGGCCACGCACCGCCGCUCCGCCGAGCACUACGCGCUACGACGCCUGCACAACCACUCGGGAGCGGUCUCGAAGCGGCUGGAGGUAUGGAAGAAGAUCGACCACCCCAACGUCGUCAAACUGCACGAGAUCUUCAGCACAAAGGCUUUCAAUGACCACUCUUUGGUGCUAGUGUACGACUACCACCCCGGCUCUGUCAGCGUGCAACAGAAGUACCUCGGCGGCGGCGGCGGCGCGGCCGGCGGGGACACGUACGACCCGUUCAGCAACGAUCCCGAUGCGCCGCGUCCGUACACUCACCAGAAAAACGCGAUGCUCCGAGCGGUUGCCCACGGCGCCUUACUGCCUGAAGCCGAGCUGUGGAGCCUGCUGGUGCAGCUCACGGCGGCGCUGCGGGCCAUCCACCACGCCGGCCUCGCCUGCAGGAGCCUGGAGGCGAGCAAGGUGGUGGUGAGCGGGUGCCGCGUGCGCGUGGCCUGGGCCGGCGCUGCCGACGCCUCGCCCGCGCCGCACUCCGACAUCGGACAGGCUCAACAGGAAGACCUGCGCGCUCUAGGCCGCCUAGCGCUUUCUCUCUGCGUUCGUUCGCCGACUUGCGACCUGCCGGCGGCCAUGGAACGCGUGGCCCGCACCUACUCCGCCGACCUCAAGAACCUCAUCCUUUACUUGCUGUCGACAUCGCCGGCUCGCCGCUCCGUCACUGAUCUCAUGCCCAUGAUCGGGGCUCGCUUCUACACUCAGGUGGAGGCUCUACAACGGCGGGCGGACGUCAUAGAGACGCAGCUGGCUCGCGAGGCCGACAACGGGAGGCUCCUGCGCAUCCUGCUGAAGCUGGGAGCCGUAAACGAGCGACCCGAGUUGAACAUGGACGCGUCCUGGUCGGAGACGGGCGACCGCUACAUGCUCAAGUUGUUCCGCGACUACCUGUUCCACAGCGUCACGGCGGACGGCAGGCCCUGGCUGGACCAGGCGCAUCUGGCACACUGCCUGAAUCAACUGGACGCCGGAUCUCCGAAUUUGGUGGAGCUGAUGUCGCGCGACGAGCAGAGCGUGCUCGUGGUCUCUUACGCCGAGCUGAAGCACUGCCUCGACGCCGCUUUCGAGGAGCUGAUGCUCGCGGCGCCACCCUCCUAACAUCCCGCGUCCCCGGCCGACCAGCCGCCCGAACACGCCCCCUCACACGACCGCCGCACCCCAGACAUGAUCAACUACCCGCCCCUCGUCAACCCCGACAUGCCACAUGUCAACCCCGACAUCCCACGCCCCAUGCCGGUAAUGAUGCCCAAUAACAACCCACUCCUCAUCGUCCAUCAGAUGCCCGUACCGUACUGGGGUAUGCCCGUACCCUCACCCUAUUUCCCGGGGCCGAUCAGCAACAACCAGUAUAUAAAUGACAUGUUUCAAAAUUAAGAAUUUUGAAAAUGGGGCCGGGUUUGUUAAGUCUAGCGCGAACCGUCAUUUGUAGGCCGCUUCUAGACUUGAUUAUGAGAAGGUGGCGUGAGUACUAGCCGUGUAACUUCUAUUCACGAUCACUAUGGCCGGGGUUUUAUUAGUACACUUUAAGGACUUGACUGUAAGAUAUUUUGACAAAAUUUUGAAUGUCAUAUGCGUGCCUUUAGAGACAACAGCAUUAUUUGGAUUAAUAUCUAUGUACUUAGACGUGUUAUAACAGCUUUCGGGCUGAUUCGGUAGCAUUAUUGUCUUACUGUCAGAGACUAUGUGUGUUUAUGUGCGUUUGGGCUCAGUGUUUGCCUCUCAUUGUAUUUUUAAGUUAUGAUUUUAUUCUGGUGACAAAAAGUUGCACGCGAAUUUUCUGCGAUAAAUAGUAUAGGGUUUAAUUAUAUAGUCAAGAACACUUAUUAUAAUCACAUGAUUGAAAUUGAAACAUCACAGACGGUUAACAUCAUUGAUUCUUAAAUUUUAUUGUUGAUAGGUACUCAUGAAGAAAAAAAAAUAUCUAACAAUACUAUGAUGAUUACAAAAACAUAGUUUGUUAGAAUGAGGCGGAGAUGUUUUGCACAAAAAUGCGAUGUAAAAGGGAUAGGCCUUACAUCGUGGAGAUAUGUUGCAAAGUGGUCUCGUAUAUAUUUUAGACGCAUUGUGCGUAACUGUAAUUAUAGGCGAUGAUAACGUCCGAUAUAAAAUUAUUGUUGGUGUGAUGGAUGGCCGCUAAAGAAUAUAGCGGUCUAUAAUGUGUAGCUAGCUGUCCCCAUGAUGUCAAAAGCAACCAAAUAAUAAUAAUAUUAACAGAAGUUAAAUCAAGUACAAGCAUGUCAUUAAAAUAUGAUCAAAUGAUAUUUUUGGCAGAAUUUUAACGAAAUUUUUGAACAUACAUACAGUAAACACAUGCUUAAGAUUUUUUAAAUAAAUAUUUGUCAGUUCAUGUGUUUAUGGGGUAAAUGAGAAAUAUAUAUUAUUUUGCAAGAAAACAAAUUAAAAAUUAAUCCCCUUUAUGGUCGUUGGAUUGUAUAUUUUGUAUAAAAAUAUAUUUGAAUCCCUAAAACGGCGGUGAGUUUGAGUGAUAAUAAUUAGACUAAGUGCCUGUUUCACCAUGUCUGGAUAAAGAUUAUCUGUAGGAUAUAAAUCCUGCUUGACACUCUCCGAAAUUAUGUUCUAGACAGUGUCGACAUGUUUUUUAUGACUGAUAAAUUUUAUACAGGUAUUGUGAAACUUGCGGUAAGCUUUAAAUAAUUAUAGUGUCUUCGUUUCCUAUCAGUUGAAUUUUUAAAUAAAAUAUGCAAUAUCUAAUAUUAUAAUGUGAUCAAUGUGAUGUAUUGAUGUAUAGUAUUUCAAUAAUUAUUCAGUAGCGCCGCAUUCAGACCCUCUGAUUUUGGUCGAUAAUGCACUUAAUAUGUAAUGUAAGUAAAUGUUUUUAUUUAUAUUUUACCAAUUUCACAAUUAUUUUAAACAGUCAAUAAAUUAUAAAUGAAGCAAUCUAAAUGUAUAAGUUCCGAAUGGGAUAGUAUUUUAGUAGUAUUAUAAAUUCACGUGAUUACAUGUCUAGAUUUAGAGAAUUUUGCCGUUAUUUUGUGCCUUUUUAAUUGUAUUUUCUUAUCCUGGUUUAUUAAAUGUAUUCGCAAUAAUAACUGUCAUCAAUAAUAUAUCCUCUUGUACGUAGAUUAGAAACAAUAUAUCGUAGCCUUAAAUACGGUCUGCAAUAAGAUAAGAUUUGUGUCGUUCAAUAUAAUGUAUAUUCAUGUUAUCUGUGUUGUGAACGAAUCGUUGCUUUUGUCAUCAUGGGACGCAAAACGCGUCUUUGUGUAGGAAAAUGUGAACAUUCCACACGCUUGUAGCUCGCGCUCUGUGCGGGCAUUGCGACUGUUUUAGGUGCAGCUUCCUUACCACCACCGCACAUUAGCAAUCUGCAGCAUUGCUUAUCAGAUUGCUAAUGUGUCUACGGUGGUAUGGUAGCAGGUGUAAUAAAUUUAUGGCAAUAAGGCUCUUAAUAAAAUAGUUCUAUCAUCGGCAGGCCUGACAAAGAGGAUGCACAUCUAGAUAGUUGUAGUGUACGGAAACGGUCACAAUAUGAGCAUAUUUUAUGCAAAACAAUCAUCAUCACACAUCGUACACAAUAGCCUGUCUAGAUGUGCUAGAUACUGUUUGUGCCCUCGGCCAGGCAAGCUCUUCUAUUCCUAAUUUUAUUAUUACACAUAUUACGCAUACAAUACACACAAAUACUGUCAUGUGUGUAUAGUAAAUCUAUCUAGGUAUCUAAGGAGUCCGGAGCUAGGGCACUGCUUCCCUCGCAGCGGGCAGGUCAGCUACUCGACCAUUGGAUGCACAUAGCCAGAGCCUACGGGUAUACGAGUAUUCGUCAAGUGAACGUAGAGACAGCCUCUUUAGUACAUGGUUCUAUAAAGUGCUCUGCCGAUGCCGGCGACAAAACCGACUUUGAUUGGCUCUUACGAUAGCUACUACUGCCUGCCCCCUGCAACGGAAGUAUAAGGCAGCUCCAUUAGCAGUUCAGCUUUUGUACCUUGUCCAACUCACACACCGUUAAUCUUGUGGCGGUUUCUUUGUUAGUCUGGGUAUAAAAGUGUGUCUAGUAAUGAAGCUGACUGUACCAGUGUAUUGUCUAUCCAUCUUCCUCUUGAAAAAUGAUUACUUAUUGCGGACAAGCUCCUUCAUCUCAUAAUUUUAUUUAUUUUAAUUUGUUGAUUUUAGAUUUAAACACGCACGGCUUAUUGUCUAGUUUUAACAUUUUGAAACUAACGGUAACGAUAAUAUUAUUGUUACGGUAACGCUUUUCUAAAGCGAUCUCAAUAAAGUGUAAACUACACAAUAAAGCCCAGUGAUUAUUUUAUCCCGUGACUAGUGUCCGUCUUUUGUUUUUAAUUAUUUAUUUUUAGUUUUCUUGUCCAUUUGUUUUAGCUAUUGAUUCCGAUUUAUACCUACUUGUGUGUACGUACAAUUUGGAGAAUGAAAAUAUUUUGGGAUGAUUAUGAUUACGUGUAGGCAUAUAUCUAUAUUAUAUUUAAGUGUAUAUUUUUUUCUAACUUACAAAUAAAAUUUAAUUAUAAA